AUUAUUGUGGUGGGUUGGAUCUUAAUCACUUCAGCUGUAGUCUGCAAUGGAGGGAUUACGAGUAGCUUUGUGAGGGUCUCUAAUCCAUCUGUUGAUAUGCCACUUAACAGUGAUGUAUUUCAAGUGCCUCCUGGUUUCAAUGCUCCACAGCAGGUUCAUAUAACUCAAGGGGAUUAUGUAGGGAAGGGAGUCAUCAUCUCUUGGACCACUCCAUAUGAACCUGGCAGCAACACUGUGGUUUAUUGGAGUGAGUACAGCAAGCAAAAAUUUAGAGCAGAGGGCAUCAUCCUAACCUACACCUUCUACAACUAUACUUCAGGCUUUAUCCAUCAUUGUAACAUCAGUGAUUUAGAGUAUAACACUAAAUACUACUACAAGAUUGGCAUUGGAUAUAGUGCUCGCAUUUUUUCUUUUAUGACUCCUCCUGGUGUUGGCCCAGAUAUUCCUUAUACUUUUGGUCUCAUAGGGGAUCUUGGUCAGACUUACAACUCAAAUACAACACUAACACAUUAUGAAAUGAACCCUAUGAAAGGACAGACAUUGUUGUAUGUAGGUGACCUUUCCUAUGCAGAUGACUGGCCCUUCCAUAAUAGUGUCAAGUGGGAUACAUGGGGCAGGUUUACAGAAAGAAGUGCUGCUUAUCAACCUUGGAUAUGGACUGUGGGGAAUCAUGAGAUUGAAUUUGCUCCUCAACUUGGUGAAACUGUUCCAUUUAAGCCUUUUUCAAGCCGAUAUCAUACUCCAUAUAACGCAUCAGGCAGUACUACUCCAUUUUGGUAUUCAAUCAAGCGAGAUUCUGCUCACAUCAUUGUCCUUUCUUCGUAUUCAUCAUAUGGAAAAUCCAGUCCUCAAUACACCUGGCUUCUACAAGAGUUACCCAAAGUGAACAGGAGUGAGACUCCUUGGUUGAUUGUUCUUGUACAUGCUCCAUGGUAUAACAGCUACUAUACUCACUAUAUGGAAGGGGAGACCAUGAGAGUAAUGUAUGAAUCAAUCUUAGUCCAAUACAAAGUUGAUGUCGUAUUUGCUGGUCAUGUCCAUGCCUAUGAAAGAUCUAUAAGUUUCUACACUGAACGUAUAUCAAACAUUGCAUACAACAUAACAAAUGCUAAGUGCACACGUAUAAGCAACCAAUUUGCAUCUGUAUACAUAACUGUUGGCGAUGGAGGAAAUAUAGAAGGGCUAGCAACGAGCAUGACUCAGCCACAACCUUCUUAUUCUGCAUUUCAUGAAGCCAGUUUUGGUCAUGGAAUUUUCGAUAUUAAGAAUCGGGCGCAUGCUUAUUUCAGUUGGCAUCGUAAUCAAGAUGGAUAUGCUGUUGAAGCUGAUUCAUUAUGGCUUUUUAAUAGAUAUUGGUACCCAAAGAAUGAAACAACCACAUCUGUGUGA
Molecule: messenger RNA, 1389 nt
Organism: Macadamia integrifolia
Lineage: Eukaryota; Viridiplantae; Streptophyta; Magnoliopsida; Proteales; Proteaceae
Product: purple acid phosphatase 2-like
Exons: 8
Coding region: 97-1389 (430 amino acids)
Molecular function (GO): metal ion binding; acid phosphatase activity; protein binding
Source: RefSeq, a predicted model, not a curated record